Oncorhynchus kisutch (coho salmon) is the source of this 4051-nucleotide messenger RNA. RefSeq names its product tropomodulin-3. Gene Ontology annotation, biological process: pointed-end actin filament capping; actin filament organization; muscle contraction. The transcript is spliced from 10 exons. The record is from RefSeq and is a predicted model, not a curated record. Bases 262 to 1305 code for a protein of 347 amino acids. Gene Ontology annotation, molecular function: tropomyosin binding. NCBI's taxonomy places the organism in Eukaryota, Metazoa, Chordata, Actinopteri, Salmoniformes, Salmonidae. Gene Ontology annotation, cellular component: cytoskeleton; striated muscle thin filament; myofibril.
CUCUCUUCCUGUGUUACCGCCCUUGGGGUGAGAUAGAAAGUGAGUAGCAGUGAAGCCGUCGUAUUCAUUGGAGCAGUACAGUAAGUAACUAGCUACUGUCAUUUGAUAGCUUGCGCCUUCUGGAGUGAACUGAAGACGUGUGGAUUGAAUUUUCCCAGUCGCUGUAGAUUCAGCAGAUUACCUGUCCCUAGGUGUGACACUUGGACCCAGAGGGACACAGACAGACACCCCGGUCUGCAGUUGGUGUAGCAGAGAGAGAACAUGGCAUUGUCGUUUAAGAAAGACCUGGAGAAGUACAAGGAGAUUGACGAGGAUGAGAUCCUUAACAACCUGUCAGAGCAGGAACUCAAACAACUGGAGACUGCCCUGGAGGAGAUGGACCCAGAGAAUGCAUUGCUGCCAGCGUCGAUGCGUCAGAAGGACCACACAGUGAAAGCAGCCACCGGCCCCUACAGCCGAGAGAAACUACUCAGUUUUCUGGAGAAGGAGGCCCUGGAGUAUAAAGACAGAGAUGAUGUUGUGUCUUUCUCGGGAGAGAGAAAAGGCAAGGCAUUUGUUCCCAAGCAGCGGCCCAUCGAGUCUCGUCAGGAAGAGGUAACGACCCUUGACCCGGAACUAGAAGAGGCCCUGUCCAGUGCUACCGACACUGAACUCUGUGACCUGGCAGCCAUCCUAGGUGUCCAUACCCUGGUGACCAGCACCCAGAGCUACGAUGGAACCAGCAGUAAAGAUGGAGGAUACAACAACGUGGUGAAGGGGGAGAAGAUGAACCCCGUGUUUGAUGAGCCUCCCAACCCCACUAACGUAGACGACACUCUGCAGAGGAUAAAAAACAACGACGCUGCGCUGACGGAGGUUAACCUCAACAACAUCAAGAACAUUCCCAUUCCCACGCUGAAGGAGUUUGCCAAGGCCAUGGAGAGGAACACACACGUCAAGAAGUUCAGCCUCGCCGCCACACGGAGCAACGACCCCAUCGCUGUGGCGAUGAGUGAGAUGCUGAAGGAGAACAAGUCGUUGCGGAGUCUCAACCUGGAGUCUAACUUCAUCACCAGUGCUGGUGCUGCUGCUCUGGUGGACUCUCUCCGAGACAACGACACACUGACUGAGAUCAAGAUAGACAACCAGAGGCAGCAGCUGGGGACUUCAGUAGAGAUGGAGAUGGCUAAGAUGCUGGAGGACAACAACAGCAUAGUGAAGUUCGGCUACCACUUCUGUCAGCAAGGCCCACGGGCUAGAGCUGCUGCUGCUAUCACCAAGAACAAUGACCUGAUCCGCAAGAGGCGAGUGGAGGGGGACCAGUAAGGGGCGGAGCCUGUCAUGUCUCCCAGACCUGUCCCGUCGUCUCAUCUCGCCGUAUGGAAUACAUUUUCAGCCAAUCCCCUGGUCUCAUCUCACCGUGGACGUUAAGUCUUGUGCCAAAACCCGGAGCAAGGCGCCCUCAACCAGACGGGGACUGCGAGUCCCAAAUGGCACCCUUGUUCCCUACGUAGUGCACUACUUUUGAUCCGAGCCCUAGGGGCUGUGAUCGUGCCCUAUAGAGAAUAGGGUUCCAUUUGAGACGCAGCUAACAUCAUCUAUCUGAGGAGAAGAGAAAUAACUGGAAUAGCUCUCUCUAGUACCUACAUAUCUAUACACACGUUGUUGUUGUUGUUGUUAUUAUUAUUAUUGUUUAUUAUACUAUUGUUAGAACUACAGCUGUACAUCUUAUUGUUUAGUUUUUUCAGUUCAUUUCAGGCUCUUUCUUUUUUUAUUUUUCUCUGAAUGAUUUUUGUUCUGUUUUUUGUACUGUGUUUAGAGCAACAUGAACAGUACUGUAAUCUAACCAAGUAACCAUGGUUUUAAACAUACUAUCCUAACCUCUGACCUCUAACCCUACAGUGGUAUAGGGCCCUGACCUCCAACCCCUACAGUGGUACGGGACAGGCCUCCCUAGCUAGACUGCUGUAUCUCUUGGUUCUGAAAGCUCUUGGUUCUGAUCAGUGCUUCCUACACAGGGGGAAGAGAGAGGUUGAUGUGAUGGUGUCUGUUAACCUCCUGGGGUGGAUGUGGUGGGUUGUCCUGGUAGGGCCGUCUGUUUAACCUCCUGGGGUGGAUGUGGUGGGUUGUCCUGGUAGGGGCCGUCUGUUAACCUCCUGGGGUGGAUGUGGUGGGUUGUCCUGGUAGGGCUGUCUGUUAACCUCCUGGGGUGGAUGUGGUGGGUUGUCCUGGUAGGGGCCGUCUGUUAACCUCCUGGGGUGGAUGUGGUGGGUUGUCCUGGUAGGGGCUGUCUGUUAACCUCCUGGGGUGGAUGUGGUGGGUUGUCCUGGUAGGGCCGUCUGUUAACCUCCUGGGGUGGAUGUGGUGGGUUGUCCUGGUAGGGCUGUCUGUUAACCUCCUGGGGUGGAUGUGGUGGGUUGGUGCAGCUGUAGUGUACUCUGAGGAGUGUAUGAGAACAGCUGCCUCUCUGAAAAAGUCUCAAGCCCUGAAGAACGUUUAUAGAUGUCUUAAUACUGUCGUAAAGAAUUUAAAUUCUUAAAGAAUUAAAGUCUUACAAUUGAUAAUACAGUGGUUCUCUUUCAAUCUCAACAGUUUAAAAAAAUAUCAAUUCAGACUCCGAUUUAAUGGGUUUAUUUUUAUUUCCCUCUUUAUGUCACUGGGAAACGUAUGUGGAUGUUAUUUAACCAAGUAAAUACGAGGUUUUUUAAUCCACGACGAUGAAGCAUUGACCUGAUCUUCUGCUCUCCUGUUGUUGGUCUGGCGUGAACGUCAGCUCAACCAAUGGGCUUCUCCGAUACUGAACCAUGCCAAAGACUAAUGUGCAGCGAUUACAUACAUACUGGAGGUGAUGCAACUCCAUGUCACUAUAUUCUCUUUAGAUUACACAUAUCCUGUCAGAGAGUAGGUUAGAUUAGACAGAAAACAUCUGGGUUCAUUACACUUGUUUUUUUAAUUUGAUGUGCACAGUGUCGUGUGUACAAUGUCAUCAUUUUUGAUGUGCACUGUGUUCCUUCUCUCUGCUGGGCUGUUGUUGCUUAUGGCGAUGGAACAAGCAAAGAUGGCCGUCAGUGGAGCAGUGUCUGUGUGAAGGAAUGUCAUGGUAAUGAGAGAGACGCACUCACCAUUUUAUAGAGAAUUACAAACUGGGUGGUUCAAGCCCUGAAUGCUGAUUGGCUGACAGCCGUGGUACAUCAGACCGUAUACCACGGGUAUGACAAAACAUUUCAUUUUUACUGCUCUAAUUACAUUGGUAACCAGUUUCUAAUAGCAAUAAGGCACCUUGGGGGUUUAUAUGGCAAAUAUAAAGGGCUGUGUCAAGGCACUCCACGCUGCGUCGUGCCUAAGAACAACCCUUAGCUGUGGUAUAUUGGCACUAUACCCCCGCCCCCCCCCUCCGUACCUUAUUGCUUAAUUACAGGCUGGCCUCCUGGACUCACAUGAAUCCUACUGGACCAAAACUGCUGAAUCUGUGUCCCGGAAACUGGUCCUAUGUGUUGUUAAUGUGGUAAUCUGGAGUAGGAAGUCCUCAUGUUGAGAUCAUGUGGUUUGUCUGGACCAAUACGAUGCUCAUGUUUAGUUUCUUAAUCACAUCUGGUGAACCAGCCAGUUAGUCAGCCUUGAUUCUGUGGGUGGGAUAGAGCGAUGUGAUUGGCUGACUAAGGUUAUUUGGAGUGAUGCUGUCUGCUUAACUAUAAUGUCUGAAUCCCAAAUGGUUCCCUGUUCCUUAUAUGGUGUGCUUCCUGUUGACCAGGGCCCACAGGCUAUAGUAACCUGGCUCUGUGCUCUGCUCUGUCCAUAAUCUGAUCUUAAUCAUGUAUAUUGUUAUAGUUGACCAUCUCAUAAUGUUUAACCCUCACACACAUUCCACACCGUCACACACACACCUGUGUGUAUCAAGUAAAUGUAAAGAUUAUUUCAAAAAAAUUUUGGGGGGUUGAAUGGUGAAGCUCCAUGUCUGAGACUAAAGAGUAGAGGAAGUAGGAAGCUGAUAAUAUUAACCACCAAGCCUGGUAGAAAGGCCAUGUCAACUAUAAUACGUCCUCAACCAAUAAAGGUUUUUACAUACGCUGUC